This is a messenger RNA of Candidozyma pseudohaemuli, 1002 nucleotides long. RefSeq lists its product as uncharacterized. The record is from RefSeq and is a predicted model, not a curated record. Lineage: Eukaryota; Fungi; Ascomycota; Pichiomycetes; Serinales; Metschnikowiaceae. The transcript has a single exon. The coding region runs from base 1 to 1002 and encodes 333 amino acids.
AUGCAAGGUGAUGGUGAAAAAGAGCCAUCCAUAUACAAUCUUCUAAAACAUGGCACUAGUAAGCUCCUUCCGGGCAUCACUGUUUGGCCCAUGUUGAACAACAGCGAAAGUUCCAUCUACUUCAAUCAUCAGGAUAGAGAAUUGGGAUUGGCUAUAUACCCACUAGGAUCGUUCUGGAAGCCGUUUUGCAACGGCAGCUUCUAUGAUAUGUCCUUCACUGGAGCACUAGUUAGUGAUGAACGGUACAUUUUCCCUUUGAAGGGCUCGUGGGCUUACAGUUGGAAAGAACUUGAGGUAAGUGAAACGACCUUGAAUUGGAUUCUCGGUAAUUUAAAAGAACGUGAACAUAUCGAAGAGACUCUUGAGCCUGACGAUUGGGGGUUUGACAACUGUGCCGUUUCAAACGAAACUGUCUAUUUUGUGAGUACUAUAGGAAAGAGCACAGGAAGCUGGAUUGUCAAGCUACCCAUUCUGGAAUUCUAUGAGGACGAAAUGGAGUACCAAGACAUUUUUCACAUUGACUUGAAAAAUCCGCAAGACCUAUUGGUGAAUGCCAAUUUGCUACUGGGUUUCGAGGACAUGACCUUGUUCGUAAAGGACGAUCUUGAUGCAGAGUACGUGCACUUGGACAGCCCAAUUCUUCGACACUUUAGGAUCACCGAACAGGAUGCUGAAGUAUUUUUUAUCAUCACGGCAAAUGAAGUCGAAAUCAGGCAUUGGGACGCUGAGAAACGAGAUUGGACAGGAGAUGUGAAGAGAUUGAAAGUUUCGAUCAGAGGAAAUACACCGAUAUGCUUCAUAUACCAUAAAAUUCUCGUUAUUGCAGAAUCUCCUUCCCAAAUCCUUCUUAUCAACGUCAAUGGAGAAUGCGAGAGAAUUGACUCGGACAGUUUAAACUUUCCUCCUGACAAGUACACUGCGUUUGUGGAUUACAAGAACCAUAACGUCUUCAUAUCACUGAAAGCAGGAACCCACAUUCUAAAGCUCAACUUACAAUCAUGA